Molecule: messenger RNA, 996 nt
Organism: Anopheles marshallii
Lineage: Eukaryota; Metazoa; Arthropoda; Insecta; Diptera; Culicidae
Product: alpha-tocopherol transfer protein-like
Exons: 2
Coding region: 1-996 (331 amino acids)
Cellular component (GO): membrane
Molecular function (GO): phosphatidylinositol bisphosphate binding
Source: RefSeq, a predicted model, not a curated record
AUGCAUUAUGAAGAUGAAAUGGACAAACACCCGCGGGAGUACGCGCCGUAUCGAUCCACCCUGGACGAGUGUGAUCGGGCGUUAGCCGCGCAAGACCUGCACGAGAACGAGGACACACGCGACUCGUCCAUCGCGCAGCUGCGUGAGUUCAUCGCCAAACAUCCGCAGAUCGUACGAUGUCGCACGGACGCAGUGUUUCUGCUGCGGUUUCUGCGCUACCGGAAGUUUAACGUUGCCGACGCCUGCGCAACCCUGGAAGGUGGUAUGGCGUUUCUGAUGCGCAUGAGAACGCUGUACGGCGACGAGGUGAACACCUUCCAUCCGAAUGUGCUGCGGAUGCUCGAUCUGGACGCGAUCGUACCGCUUGGGUUCGAGCGGAAGCGACGCAUGGCGAUCCUCGUGCGGGUCGGCGCAAUGGACCCGAAGGAAACGACUGCGUUGCUGCAGAUGAGACUGGGUGCAUUGGUGAUAAACACGUGUUUGGAGUACGAACGGACGCAGGUGCACGGGACGGUUUGGAUAGUGGACUGUUCCGGGAUGACGAUGGCACACGUCGGUGCGUGGGGGCUGACCGAGGUCAAGAUGAUGGCAGAUUCCAUCAACGAGGUCGUGACGAUGUUCGUGAAGGAGGUACACAUGGUGCAGGUGCCGAGAAUCACCUGGAUGUUGCUGGACAUUCUGCUUCCCCUGCUGAGUCCCAAGAUAAGAGAUCGCUUCAAGUUCCAUCGUACACGCGACGAACUACGCAAUUCGGUAGACCCAUCGAUCUUGCCCACCACCUACGGCGGACAGCAAAGUUUGAAACAGGCGACCGAUAACUUUCGGCGCAUGUUCGAAACGCAAACGAAAUGGUUCAAGCUCGAGGAACAGUUCCUGAUGGAUCUUUCCGUACCGGCGCCGGGUGCGGGUGGUCGAACAGCGCGCAACAACCAGCGGAACGAGUUCCCGGGCGAAGAGUGCAUGGUGGGUAGUUUCCGGAAGUUAACCGUCGAUUGA